Molecule: messenger RNA, 1464 nt
Organism: Lycium barbarum (goji berry)
Lineage: Eukaryota; Viridiplantae; Streptophyta; Magnoliopsida; Solanales; Solanaceae
Product: GDSL esterase/lipase At1g28580-like
Exons: 5
Coding region: 67-1227 (386 amino acids)
Molecular function (GO): hydrolase activity, acting on ester bonds
Source: RefSeq, a predicted model, not a curated record
AGCCUAGCUUGUUGGCAUUUCAUCGACCCUUAUAAUUAAGAGGGUUAUGUGCGAUAGCCAUAUUAUAUGGUUAAUUUUGUGAUGGCUUUGGUUUGUUGGAGUGCCUUCUUCUUUUUGGUGUUGUUAAAUCCCAUUGAGGGACGAAUAGGAUGCUUCAACUCCAUUAUUAGUUUCGGUGAUUCUCUUACUGACACUGGAAAUGAACUUCACCUCACUCGAAACAGAAAUCCUCCUCCCUAUUUCGCUACCCCACCUUAUGGUGAAACCUUCUUUCAUCGUCCCACCGGUCGCUUUUCCAAUGGCCGUCUUAUUAUCGAUUUCAUUGCUGAGAGUUUGGGGUUGCCAUUAGUUCCACCAUAUUUGGGAGGAAAAGGUAAAAAAUUCAGGCAAGGUGUGAACUUUGCAGUAGGAGGAGCAACGGCACUUGAUUCUGCCUACUUGACGAACAAGGGAGUAAGAACCACGACCAAUGCGUCUUUGGUGAUUCAAUUGGGUUGGUUCAAAGAAAUGCUCUCUUCCCAUUGCAAAUUUCCCUCAGAAUGCAAGGAAUUUCUACGAAAGUCAUUGAUACUGGUGGGAGAAAUCGGAGGCAAUGAUUUCAUCUAUGGUUUCUUUGGAAAUAACACUAAGGAAGAGGUUGAAUCAUAUGUUCCAGCAGUCAUCAACACUAUCAGCUCAGCUAUACAGGAACUAAUGGAGUUAGGAGCAAGCACACUGGUAGUUCCAGGGGGUAUGCCAAUUGGAUGCUCAACAGCUCUUCUAACAAAAUUUAUGCUCUCAGAUAAGGAAGAUUAUGAUCCAAUUACUGGUUGUAUUAAUUGGCUAAACCAAUUUUCCCAGAAUUACAAUGAUUUUCUUCAGAAGGAACUUCAUCUUCUUAGAGAGCUUCAUCCUUCUGUUACAAUCAUCUAUGCUGACUACUACAAUGCUGCCAUGCAAUUUUAUGUGUCCCCAAACACCUAUGGGUUUACAAAAGGAGCUUUAAUUGCAUGCUGUGGAGCAGGAGGGCCAUAUAAUUAUAAAUUUUUUGAAUUAUGUGGGGAUCUAACAGCAAGAAAUAUUUGCGGUGACCCUUCACUAUAUGCUAGUUGGGAUGGAAUGCAUUUUACAGAAGCUGCCUAUAAAUUGAUAUCCACAGGUCUUUUAGAGGGCAAUUUCACUUUUCCUCCUCUCCCUAAAAUAUGUACAACUAGUUUGAGUCCAAAUUUAAACCAUUUUGACUCUUAAAUCAUGACUAGGAAUUUCCCACCUAUAUUUGCUUUAUUUCAUUAUCACAAAGACUUUAAUGGAAUAGUUUCUCCUAGUAAUGAGAAAGUCUUCAUUAUUGUUGUGAAGAAUUUUAGCGGUGAAGCCAAAACCUUAGGGCGACAAGUGUAGCCCAAAAUCUUUACUUUUUUGAUACAUGUAUAUUCAUGACUACUAUUGUGAAAGAAUUUUAGCAGUCAAGCCAAAAUUUGAAGGCUA